AUGGAUACAUUCUCCCGGCCAGCCAAUGAGCACGCUGCGGAAGGGGCUGUUGCCGUGGGGACGGGCCGGCUGGAACAGCGUCGGAACUUUUGCGCACAAAUGGUGCAAUUAGCAGGCACAAAAGCCGUUGUUCGCGACGCCUGUGCGCGCAAGCUAGCUUUAGGGAAACUAGUGCACCAGGGCGUCCGGAGCCGGGCAGGCAGCCCCCACCAUCCGCAAAGCGUGAGGAAGUCUUCCUGCGAGGCCGGCAGGCCGCGGGGGCUCAGGAGAGCUCCGCGCAUUGCCUACUGUAGACCCAGAGGCUUGUCAGAGGAGAGGCCGCCCGCCCCCACGCUCGACAUCCCGCGCGGGGUUACCCUCUUCCCUGCGCGGGCAGCAGCCCCCUCCCCUGCGUCGCUGGCGACUCGCACAGCACCGCCCGCUCCUGCGCGUUGCGCUCCUUGCCGGCGCCCGCCGCCUCCGCCUCCGCGUUCAGCGGGCGGGGGCGCCGGGCGACCCCCAAGGCAGGUGGGGGGGGGGCCCAGGGUGGGACUUGGGGUUCUGGGGCAGGUGUGGGCUAAGGAGGAACGCCAGCCGGGCCCCCCUUGCUCCCGAGGCGAGCUGGGAGUCCUGGGAAACAUCUCCGCCACGGUGCAGAGCUCGCAGGAGCCUCCAAAAGACAGCAACGUUUGUCUGCCCGGCAGGACCUGCGGAACCCAAAGGACCGACGAUGGGACACCCAGUUCUGCUUGGCAUUUUCACAUAACUGUGUUCAAGACUGAAAGUUCUGAAAACGUGGAGCCACCAGCCGACUUCCCUUUCCGUCUCAUUAGUCAGGGUGGAGGCGCAAGGCCAGCUGAGCUACGAGGGAAACAAGGAAUCCUGGGUCUUUUGCCUCCAUCGUUCAGUUUAAGGACAAAACGAAAAUGAAAAUCAUGAGCGUCUUCGACGGGUGUUCCCUUGCGUUCGAAUCGCCACCUCCAGCAAUUUGUUCUCUUCUCAGCCGAAAUGUCGCCCCUUUCAUCGCUCCCCUUCAGAGAGGGAACGAUCCACGACGCCAGGCGCUGCAGGUCUUUGCAUUCUCAGCAGUUCUGACUCUCGCUCCCUGAAACCGGUACAGAAAGAGGAUGUAACAACGUUGAACUUUUUAUGUGACUUUUUUUUGCCUUUGACACAGUUAUUAGAGGUUUUUUUCUUUCUUUCUUUUUUCUUUUUUCUUUAAAGCAACAGCGCCCUACAAGGACACCAGGUUUCUAAAUGAUUCAUCUUCUCACAGACCUUGAUAUUCCAUCCAGGUGUAGGAAUAACAGGAUAGCCCUUGGGUUCUAUCCUCGGGGCUUGGAAAGGCUUCAGUGACAUUCUAUAGCAAAAGGCCCCUGUGCUUACCCUGACUUUCUCUUUGUUCUACUCACUUUUUAUCUCUGAAAAGCAAAGGGAUUUCCUUGGGGGAUUAAGCAGAGGAAACAACCAAAGGUAGCUAUCGUGUUUCAUUCGAAUUAGGAGAUGCCAAAGAAUCCUGAAGUCAACUCAGCGGGAAGCCCUUUGCCCCAGUCCUGGAAGGGUCCCCGGGUCUCAGCAGCACCAGCGCCACAAGUCCUCAUCCCACCCAGAUGUAUCACCCUCUCUUCUCCCUCACCCGAGCCCCACUCCAGGAAUGUCUUGGACAAACAGUAGUGGUUUCUCGAGCAAGGCAGAGAAAUGUCUCAUCGGAAUGUGAUACAUGCCAAUUUUUGUCUCUUUUCAAAAGUUUUUCCAUGUAAUAUCUUGCUAACACAAAAUCAUUUUGCAAUUACAUAUUUUUAAAUGGAUGGGUGCUGUUCUCACCCUGCGAGAUUCUGGUUUUGAGUCACUGAAAGGAACAGAGGUAGGAGAACGAGACAGAUGACUAGUUUUCUUAGUGAUAGAUCUUAGAAGCUGCUGUUCAAAGAAUGAGAUGAAAGGGAAGCAUUUCCCAUACCUCCAGCUGGACUUAUCUAUCUCCUGUCAACACAAAGCUACAUAAAAAAUACAUAUUGAGCUGCUAUUCAAGAGUCGCUACAAAAUCUUGAAAUAAACAAUAACAUAAGUCACAUUUCUAUUAGACUUCUCAAAUUUUUACAUUCUGAUUUCUGGUUGACAUCUACUUUAAAAAUAUCCAAUGAUAACCUGAAUGGCCAAUUUCUAAGUUAGCCAUAUUUUUUACUAAUUCCUUUUGAAGUAAAGUAAGGGUGUUUUUUUUUUUCUUUUGGUUUAUGAUUUUAAAAUGUUAAAAGAGCAAACUAUUUUUCACAUUUCCUUAUGUAACAUUGUAUUUUUCUUUUGCUUAUUAUCACUCGUUGCAUUUUUAGGGAGAUGCUUCAUUUAUACUUUUAUUGUUUGGGGUGUAGUCCGUGAAAUUUGACAUAUAGUAUUUCCAUUUGAUUUAAAAAUACUCUUCACCACACUUUGGGUUUCCUCUCUAGCCCAAAUAUUAUUUAGCGGAGUUUAUCUUUUUCAUUUUUUCUAUGUGGUUAUUUUGUUAUUUCUAAUUGUAUGAUUUACUCUCUGGACAUGUGGAUUGUAGAGUUGUGACUUAUAUUGUGUAGUACAGAACAUGGUUAAUUUUUGUCAAAAAUAGCCUUGGGCGAAAAGCAAGCUUGCUUAUGUGUCCAUGUAGUUUUUUGCACAUAUGUUAAAUCUGCCUUAUUAAUUUUGUAUCACUUUAUGUCACAUGGAUUAACUAAAUUCUACUUCUGAACUGCUGAUAUUCCUAAUUACAUUAUAUACUGUAUUUCUGCCCAUUUUUUUCUAUGUAU
This is a messenger RNA of Phacochoerus africanus (Common warthog), 2753 nucleotides long. Its product is annotated as WAS/WASL-interacting protein family member 3-like. The coding region runs from base 1 to 909 and encodes 302 amino acids. The transcript is spliced from 6 exons. NCBI's taxonomy places the organism in Eukaryota, Metazoa, Chordata, Mammalia, Artiodactyla, Suidae. The record is from RefSeq and is a predicted model, not a curated record.